Echinostoma caproni is the source of this 441-nucleotide messenger RNA. The record is from the annotation of a GenBank genome assembly. NCBI's taxonomy places the organism in Eukaryota, Metazoa, Platyhelminthes, Trematoda, Plagiorchiida, Echinostomatidae.
AUGCUGCCACGAGGGGAAGGUUACGCUAGAGCAAGAAAGAUUCCACAUAAGCUUUUCGGUCAAACACACAAAGUGGUAAGGAGUCUGUUGAAUGAGUUGCCCCAUGAAGGGAGACCGAUGGCCAACCAAGCCGAUGCUCUCACUGAUCUAUCCAUACGCAUGGGAAAUUGUUCCAUCGCCCUUUCGCAAAUGGACUACGAAACGGAACUGAAUUCCCUGGUCACAUUAGAACGUAUCGUCAAGUCCUUACCAAAGAAUUUACAGUACAAAUGGGCAGAGUUCGGAGACAGGACAAUGGGUGACGACAGAGCCCCAACAUUUGCUGAUUUACAAGCUUUCAUCGAAACUCGAGCGAGGUUGCACGAAGUCAUUUUGGUCGCAUUACAGAAGAACGAGAAAGGGCUGAGCGCGGGCUGGAACGGACCCCUGAGUUCAGGGUAA